Molecule: messenger RNA, 951 nt
Organism: Diatraea saccharalis (sugarcane borer)
Lineage: Eukaryota; Metazoa; Arthropoda; Insecta; Lepidoptera; Crambidae
Source: the annotation of a GenBank genome assembly
AUGAAAUUACAACUCCCGCGCAGUGAAAACUGCGACGAGAGUUGCGAGAAGCAUGCAGCUAACUGCAUGACGGCAGCAACACGAUCGAUGAACGAAGGUGAUGAAGAGGAGCGGAGUGUAGACAUGUGUGCACGGUGCGUAGACGAGCCGAGAAGUGACCUGUGGCGUCGAUAUCAAUACCUUAUAUACAAAUCGCGUGUGCUGCACCUAGCAGAAAGGACUUUCAAAGACAUACUCAUAAUGAAAUUACAACUCCCGCGCAGUGAAAACUGCGACGAGAGUUGCGAGAAGCAUGCAGCUAACUGCAUGACGGCAGCAACACGAUCGAUGAGCGAAGGUGAUGAAGAGGAGCGGAGUGUAGACAUGUGUGCACGGUGCGUAGACGAGCCGAGAAGUGACCUGUGGCGUCGAUAUCAAUACCUUAUAUACAAAUCGCGUGUGCUGCACCUAGCAGAAAGGACUUUCAAAGACAUACUCAUAAUGAAAUUACAACUCCCGCGCAGUGAAAACUGCGACGAGAGUUGCGAGAUGCAUGCAGCUAACUGCAUGACGGCAGCAACACGAUCGAUGAGCGAAGGUGAUGAAGAGGAGCGGAGUGUAGACAUGUGUGCACGGUGCGUAGACGAGCCGAGAAGUGACCUGUGGCGUCGAUAUCAAUACCUUAUACACAAAUCGCGUGUGCUGCACCUAGCAGAAAGGACUUUCAAAGACGUACUCAUAAUGAAAUUACAACUCCCGCGCAGUGAAAACUGCGACGAGAGUUACGAGAUGCAAGCAGCUAACUGCAUGACGGCAGCAACACGAUCGAUGAGCGAUGGUGAUGAAGCGGAGCGGAGUGUAGACAUGUGUGCACGGUGCGUAGGCGAGCCGAAGAGUGACCUGUGGCGUCGAUAUAAAUACCUUAUAUACAAAUCGCGUGUGCUGCACCUAGCAGAAAGGGUGAGGGUAUGA